This is a messenger RNA of Lampris incognitus (smalleye Pacific opah), 531 nucleotides long. Its product is annotated as gamma-crystallin M3-like. Gene Ontology annotation, biological process: lens development in camera-type eye; visual perception. The record is from RefSeq and is a predicted model, not a curated record. Gene Ontology annotation, molecular function: structural constituent of eye lens. NCBI's taxonomy places the organism in Eukaryota, Metazoa, Chordata, Actinopteri, Lampriformes, Lampridae. The coding region runs from base 1 to 531 and encodes 176 amino acids. The transcript has 3 exons.
AUGCUUGGAAAGAUCAUCUUCUACGAGGACAAAAACUUCCAGGGUCGGUCCUAUGAGACCAGCAGCGACUGCCCUGAUAUGUCCUCCUACCUGAGCAGGUGCCACUCCUGCAGGGUGGAGAGCGGCUGCUUCAUGGUCUAUGACCACACCAACUUCAUGGGUCAGCAGUAUUUCCUAAGGAAAGGAGACUACUCUGACUACCAGAACAUGAUGGGCUUCAAUGACUGCAUCAGGUCCUGCCGUCUUAUCCCCAUGCAUAGGGGAACCUUCAGAGUCAAGAUCUAUGAGAAGGAGAACUUUGGAGGCCAGAUGCACGAGCUGAUGGAUGACUGCGAGUCCAUCCAGGAUCGCUACAAUAUGUCUGAUUGCAAGUCUUGCCAUGUGAUGGAGGGGCACUGGCUGAUUUAUGAGCUGCCCCACUACAGAGGCAGGAUGAUGUACAUAAGACCUGGAGAGUACAGGAACCUCGACGAGAUGGGACACAGUGCAAUGAGAUUCAAUUCCAUGAAAAGGAUCACUGACUCCUGCUAA